Messenger RNA from Diaporthe amygdali, 555 nucleotides. RefSeq lists its product as uncharacterized. The transcript has a single exon. The record is from RefSeq and is a predicted model, not a curated record. The coding region runs from base 1 to 555 and encodes 184 amino acids. Lineage: Eukaryota; Fungi; Ascomycota; Sordariomycetes; Diaporthales; Diaporthaceae.
AUGUACUUCACCACCGCCCUCGUUGUCGCCCUAGCAGGCGCUUCCUACGCCGCCCCAUCGGAGAACAAGCCCCGCCAGCAGCAGGUCUCCGCCUCAGACCCCAACUUCCUCUCGCUCAUCCCGGAGUUCGGCGUCCAGGCGGGAGUCAACCCCACCGGCACGGGCAACUGUGACGGGUUCAACGCGAUAGCGAACAAGGUGGUGCCGAUCCAGUGCGACAAGUGCCCGCCCCCACGGGAUGACUUCGUCAACAAGCUCGCGUCGGACCUGACCGCGGGCAACGUGUUCGGCUCGCCCGUGACCUUCAACACGGAUCCGAGCGUCCAGGACGAGCAGACCAACAAGGACCGCGCCACCGCGUGCCUGAUCACGCUGCAGAGCUUCUACGGCCAGAAGGGCGUCGGCUGCCCCGCCGUCGCCGCGCCCAACUUCGCCAAGCAGCAGGUCACCGGCAUCAGGGACGACCAGCAGUUCAUCCCUCAGGCCGGCAGCGCCAGCGGCUCGGCCAGCGCUGCAUCGGCCAGCCAGGCUGCCAGGAAGAGGAGGGACUUCUAG